UUUAUUAAUUGCGGGGUCUCGGGUCGGCGUUUAGCGUUGCAAACGGCACAAGAUUAGUUUAAGAAACGCAUGCAAAAACAAACGAAAAUAUGUAAAAUACGUAAAGUGCAAACGUUAACAAGAUAUGUUUUAAAGCAACGGUACAAACAAGUGAUUAAGUUAUAUUGUGUUUUGCAAUAAAGUGUUUUGUGUUGUUUGCGCCGGCUGGACGAAAAAAAAAUAAAUUACAAAUUAAUUUUCGACAAACUGCAGCUAAGAAAAGAGUGACAAAUAUUUUAUGGCUGCCUGGCCUUAGCUUAAAGACUGAAACGUACGACAAGCAAUAUAUAGUAACUAAUGUAGCAUUUGUUUUUGUUUAUAUCGCUGCACAAUUAACAAAAAAGAAAAAGUGAAACAGGCCAUGAGCUAUUAGCAGGGAAUCAGUGGUAUACGUGCACAAAACAGACGUCGCGCUCACAGCCAUCAGGAGUUGGAGGUGGGGGCUGGUGUUAGCAUUUGUCUUUGUGGUUGUUCUACUUGUUGUUGUUGGUGUUGUCGCCUCGUUGUUUUUGUUUGACAUACAAAGCACGCGGCGUGCCGCUUGUGCAAAAGGGCGGGAAGACUAAAUUAAAAAACGUUUGGCAUUAACAGUUACGUUGUGUUAGUUUUCUUUUUUGUGUUACAAUUCGCGUUAUUUUGCGAACUCGCGGCCUCACAAUUGAGCGGCAGCGGCAAUGUCCAAGCCGGGCGAGCACAGACGUGUGCCCUUUACCACAAUCAGCACUCAACGCAGCAGCAUUAGUAACAAUGAUGCUGGAUUUGGUGCUAUGCCGUCAAGCUUCACCAGAUUUGGUGACAUUAUGGAGACUGAUCCACUGCAGAACAGCAACAAAGGCGGCAAACCGGCGGACACAAAAACAGUGCGUCUGGAACUGGAAUUGUUUGAAACAGACAGCAAUAGAUAUCCAGAGUUUAACUAUUCCAAGCUAGUGUAUCUGGAGAAGAAAAAAGCGAAAAUGCUUAAGACAAAGGUGGCCAGCAACCCGGAUCCCUUUGCUGAUAAUGAUGAUGAUGUGGAGCGCAUAGCCAAGGAGCUGGAAGCCAAGUAUGGCAACUCCUAUGCGCGUGGACGUGGACGGCGUAGAAAGGAUGAAUUUUGUGAUAUUGGCAUGGGUUACGAUGAAUCUGAUUCCUUUAUAGACAAUACUGAAGCGUACGAUGAAAUUUUACCUGAAGAGGUAGAAACUUUGGAGGGUGGCUUUUAUAUAAAUUGUGGCGCAUUGGAGUUUAAAAAUCUUCAGAAAAAAUCACACACAAGGCGCACAGAUGCCAUUAUCAAAAUGCCCGAGCGUUCGCGCAAGCGUAUUCUGUCCACUAGCUCAGAGGAUUCAUCCGAUUCCUCGUCAGAAUCUUCCACAGAAACAGAACAAGAGCCAGGGGCACACGCGUCAAAGAAUAAAAAGAACAAUGCCAACGAUGAUAAUGACGAUGAAGCUGAGGAUGAUGAUGAUGACGACGAGGAUACCAGCGAUAGCGACAGCGAAAGUCUGAACGAUACAGACAGCGAAAGUGAAAGUCUGGACGAUGAUAAUGAGAGCGGCACUUCCACGCAAGUCAAAAAUAAGUUGAAGGGAGACGACGAUGCUGAGCAACGCAAGUCGACUUCAACUGUUAAGAAAAGACCAAGCAGCGUUAAUGCCAAGAAAUCGAGUAGCAAGCUAACCAGCACUACAUCCUCUUCUUCCAACUCACCGCGACCCAGUGCACAUAAUUCCGAUGCUGAGGAACGACAAGCGCAAGCGUUAAAGAAAGUGGUCAAGACCACAACAGUUAAGGAUAUGUUAAAAGCCAAACGGGAUAGCUUUCUCAAAUCUCAGGGUCAGGAUGGCGCUGUUAAAUUACCCAAUGGUGAGAUCAAGGUUACGUCCAUUAAUGUAGAAUCUAGCAGCGACGACGAUAAUACGGAUUCAGCUAGCGAGCACAGCAAAGCUGACAAGCAGCCCAAAGGCGUUGACAAUCUACGACCCGCCGAUACUAUACUGCCCGCCACGCUUGAUAAAGAAAUUGUGGCGUUAAUAAACAACUUUAAGGAAAUAGUUAGAAGCAGAGAUUUGUGUGGCAAACGAUUUAGUUUUGAUAGCAACCUAACAGCGCUGCUGCUCAAAAUAUACGAAGCGCUGCUCUGCACGGAACGCAACGAACGUAAUAUGGUAUUUGCCCAUUUGGAAUAUCAAUUGCAGCUGCCCAAGUAUUUUAUAUUGCGAAAGGCCAAGGUACUGCGCGCGCGUGAGGAGAAAAUCAAGACCUCAAUUGCUUUGGAUAAGCUACGCAAAGCAGUGACCGAGGCAAUGCCCAAAGCGGUGGCCAACUAUGAGCUAGAACUGCAUAAGUUUGCUGAGCUAGCCUCAGCGGAUGUGAACGCGGAGCAUCCACCGGAAAUGCCCAUCAAAAAGUUUCAAUGGACGCCCGAGUUGCGUGAGCGUCUCUAUGAGGUUUAUCAGGCACGCUGGACAUCGUAUGUUGUGCUAGGGAAGCGUAAGGAUUCAUUGGAGCAGUUUAUUACCGGUUAUUUAAAGGAUAAAAUAUUGGAUGUGUGGGCUGCAGGUUGGAUGCGUAUUGAAGAGCUGCAGCGUGAAAUCGAAAGACAUAAAAAUUCAAGCAAAAAGUUAAAGUCGCGAAAGUCAACACCAGCUGUAAUAAUGACACCACCAACAGUUGCUGCAGCACCAACAACACCAACACCACCACCAAUAACAACAACAGUAGCAGCACCAGCAGCAGCGAUAACAACAGCAACAGCAAAUAACUGUGUUAAGGAUGAGCUUGUUUUACUCAAUGGACAAAGUCGUUCGCGUGCCAAUUCUGAUACAGACUCAGUUAAAAGUGCCUCUUCUCAGAGCUUAAAGCGCAAGUUGGAUAAUGGAGCAGCACAGCCCAAGCCCAGCGCUAAGCCGCCUAAAAUUAAAUUUCAAAAGCAGCUGGCCGCCACUUUGGCGCAAAUGGCCAAGGCAAAUAGCCCAACGCCGCCACCGCAGCCAUUGCAGCCGACGCUGCCAACGCCAACACCUGUUAGCAUAGAUCAACUAUCGCUGCCUGAUAUAACUAACUAUCUAAUGCAGUUUGAUGAACAGCUGACGAUAACAACGCAGCAGCUGCAGCAGCAGCCAAUAGAUGCCACCAAGAGUAGCUUGAAACGCAAGCUGGAAAAAGCUGCCACCGCAGCGCCAUUGCGUCAAAACUCCAAGCCGCCUAAGAAAAAGUUUCAACAGCAGCAGCAACAGGCAUCUCCUCAGUUGGACACAUUCUUAGGACAACCCAGCACCUCAGCACAGGCAGCAGCUUUAAAUGCAGCCGCUGUGGCUGCAGCAGCGAGCAUGCUAGAGCUGGCCUCGCCCACGAAACAAACGGAUCAUAGCAUUUACAGCAUCAUGACGGCAGCCAUAAGCGCCGCGACGACAUCCACAACAAUGAACAUCAAUCCCAGCAUCAAUAGUCAAGUUCAACAUUCCACAGCAAGCGUGCUAACGGGAGCUAAACCCAUAGCCCAUGUUAUAAACUUAGAUGACUAUAAAAGUCCCAGCGAUAUAUUGCAAACGUCUAAGCAACUGGCAGCAGCCAAGUGGCCAGCCACUGUCCUGCCGUCUGCAGGGCCAACGCCAGUGGUGCGUUGUGAAAGCAGCAGCGAAUCCGAUGGCGUUGAGAUUGUCAGUGUGUAUACAGCCAAGCCACAGAAACAGUCCAAGCCUAGAAACAAGACACAGCAUAAGUUUAAAGGCUCGACGGCAGCGCCCACUGUCAAUGGACUCAAUGGUGCCUUGGGCUAUGCUUUGGAAAAUAUGUAUGUUUAUAAUAACAAUAAUAACAACAACAAAAACAAUAACAACGCAAGCAAUAGUAAUAUCAAAACCAAUGCUGUUAAUAGCGUUAUACGCACGACAGUUGGCAACAACAUUAAACGCGCCUCACAAAUUGGCUACGAUCUCAGCCGUGAUCCACAAUUAAUGCAACAGUUAUCGGAGCUAUCAGCAUUGGAGAAGCAAUUGAAGUGGACGCCACAAACAUAUUUGAGCAAUGCAGGCGCAGGCGCUGCGAGCAGCAGCUCCACAACCAAUCAAUGACAUACGGC
This is a messenger RNA of Drosophila busckii, 4105 nucleotides long. RefSeq names its product yemanuclein (gene yem). Bases 714 to 4097 code for a protein of 1127 amino acids. Gene Ontology annotation, cellular component: nucleus. Lineage: Eukaryota; Metazoa; Arthropoda; Insecta; Diptera; Drosophilidae. The transcript is spliced from 6 exons. The record is from RefSeq and is a predicted model, not a curated record.